This is a messenger RNA of Paramecium primaurelia, 471 nucleotides long. Lineage: Eukaryota; Ciliophora; Oligohymenophorea; Peniculida; Parameciidae. The record is from the annotation of a GenBank genome assembly.
AUGAAAAGAAUGAUUUAAUCCAAGAAUAGACUAAAUUUUUAGAUUAACAAAGAUUCAGAACUUAAAUUUAAACUAGAUAAGUUACUUUAGGAAUUAGCUAAGAAAAAAUAAUUAAUAAAUGAAUAAGAAUUAGAGAAAUUGAGUCUAACCAAUAGAAUGAAAUAGUUUAUUUGAAGAAAAAAUAACUUAUUAUUAAAAAUGAAGUUGAAACUUGGAAAAAGAGAUUAUAGUUUUAAAUAAAGAUUAUCAUAAAACUUAAGGAGAUUUAAUAAUAGUUCAAGCUGAGGUUGAUGCAUUUAAGCAAAGAGGAAAUGCAAAAGUAAUUAAAGCAAUUAUUUAUGUUUUUAAUCUAAAAGUUUUGAGGUUAUUAAAGUAAACUUAUAUAAGGAGAAUAUUUUAAAUACUAAAUAAAGUUAAGUCAGUUAAUUCAGUCAACUUAUUGUUACACCUUUAAAGGAAGUUAAUAUUUGA